Aplosporella prunicola CBS 121167 is the source of this 742-nucleotide messenger RNA. RefSeq lists its product as uncharacterized. The coding region runs from base 1 to 678 and encodes 225 amino acids. The transcript has a single exon. Lineage: Eukaryota; Fungi; Ascomycota; Dothideomycetes; Botryosphaeriales; Aplosporellaceae. The record is from RefSeq and is a predicted model, not a curated record.
AUGCUGAGCCCCAUGGACGGCUUUGCACAUAUUCAGAAGGCAUUCAUAGCAUUAACUGUAGAUGCCGGCAGGAGGGAUUGCAUUACAUCCUUUAUCAGCGAUUUCGCAAAAGGGGCGGUGAGCGGGCCUUUUGCCCUUCCACCGGCCCCCGGGGUGCGAGCGUCCGGCCGCUCGAGGUCUUCUACGCCGCCCGCCACACCCAAACCUUUCCCUCUUCACCCCAUGCGCAACGUCCUAGUGCAACUUCAAACUCCCCAACCACCACCACACCAAUCUCCAAUAACAAACCAAACCAUGAAGGGCUUCAUAACCUGGCUCAUGAGCGUGCCUUGGGGCGACUGGGUCGGUGUCGCCAUGGCCAUCACCCUUGGCAGCGGCGUCGUCAUCGGCGCGCUCACUUACCUGUGGCUCUGGUGCCGCGAGCGCCGCCGCAUGAACUUGCCUCGGCAGCACAGCUUCGCGCUGCAGAACCUCGCGUCUGCCGCCGCCGCCGCCGCUCAGGGCCUGGCUGUCCUUGGUGGCGCUGCUGCUGCUGCGACUCCGGCUGCUGCGACUCCCGCUGCUAGUGCUCCGGCUCCCGCCGCUGCGCCCACUGCUGCUGCUACUGCUCCUGCUUCUCCCGCGGCCCCGGCUCCUUCUCCCGCUGAGGCGAUGGAGCAUGCCGUCUCCACGGUUUAGGUAAGUUUUGUUUCCUGAAUCCUUACAUCACUUGAGCGAGAUUGACUGCACUAGGGCUACCAGG